CUAUCUUGAUACAACAACUACAGCCGCUCGCAAGAGCGAUUGCUGCGCUACGGUUGUUACCCCAGACUGUUUGAUGGAGGUGGGUUUGACUGCUGUCUUUCACUCCCGGUCAGAAAAAUCCGGUCGGCCCGUCUCUCCCAUGCCACUAGUAUAGCCUCGAGGUUAGCGACCCCUGAUGAAUGCAGUACAUAAGGGCCGAGUGUAGGCCGAAUCUCGAUGCUGCUGUGGUGGAAGCCGCCGAGACGGAGGGCUCCACACGCAGGUACCCCGUGUUGAAGCAGAAGGCAUUUUUUGCGCGGUUGUUCCAACCUGCCGUGUGUGGGCAUGUUCUCCUGGCCACUGAUCGCUCCCGGGCCUGUUCGCCCACUCUGCGCCAGACGAGGACCGUGGAGGAUGAAGUGGUGCUGAAGUUUGUGCAGCACUGGAACGACAUUGGCUAUUUUGCACAAGGAGCACUGUAUCCCUGUUAUACUUGUGACUUAGGCCGAUCACCGCACUGCAAAGACGAGAGAAUGACGCAUUACCCUCUGACCUGUUAUUCCUCUGAAUUGGCACACUUUUACUCGUCCCAAGUAUGGCUAUUGCACCUUAUGUAUAAAGACUCAGUAAAGGGUGCCAACAACUGUACGUAUUCCAACCACCGACUGCUUUGCCGAAUUGCCGACCGUGGGCUGCGCCGGAUAGACUGCGCCUGAACGGGCUUCGCAGCAUAACUUUUUCUUCCAUUUUCUGUUUUCACGGAACACCAGUGUGUUGUUUGUGAGCCUGAUCAAUUUCAUAAAUUCGGCGAUAUGAAAAGAUACGCCAAGUCACAUAGUACUAUUGGUAAUACUGCUACCGAGCGCGGA
Aspergillus eucalypticola CBS 122712 is the source of this 848-nucleotide messenger RNA. RefSeq lists its product as uncharacterized. The record is from RefSeq and is a predicted model, not a curated record. NCBI's taxonomy places the organism in Eukaryota, Fungi, Ascomycota, Eurotiomycetes, Eurotiales, Aspergillaceae. The coding region runs from base 180 to 695 and encodes 171 amino acids. The transcript has a single exon.